AGGAAGGGUAAGGAUUCUGUUACUUCUGCAUCGGUUUUCGUCCUCACAUUUAAAGGCAUGGAAGUUUCUUUCGAAAAUGGCGCCAGCAAUGGCGAAGCGAAAAGAAAGCAGAAGCUGCAGGAGGAGGCGGAGGUUGUUCAGGAUAUUGAGAUUGCUGGGGAGUUGAAGCCGGAGGACAGUGAGGUUAUUGAGGACAUUCAGGUUGCGAGGGAGUUGAGGCCUGACAAGGAUGUCAAUAUUGAGGAGUCUGUUGGGCCAGAUGCUGGUAGCUCUAGUAGUAGUAGUAGUAGUAGCAGUUCCAAUGAGGAAUCUCGAUUGGAGGAUAAGAAUUCAGGGGUAAUGGAAUCAGAGAAGAUGGAAGAAGAGGAGAAGAGUGGUGGUUCAGUCAAGGAAACUGUGCCUGUUGUUUAUUCGGCAGAGGAAUUGGUGGAGGAGAAGAGUGCUAAUUCAGUUAUGGACACUGUGCCCAAUGUUGAUUUGGCAGAAAAGUUGGAAGAGGCAGAAAAGAAGAGUGAUGGUUCAGUUAUGGAAGCUGCACCUGCUGUUGACUCUUGUGAGCCAGUCGUGUCCUUGAUUGAGGAGGUGAUUCAGGCUUCUGUAUCCACUACGGUUGUGGAUGCUGGGGUUUCUAAUAAGAUUGGUUUGGAAUCGAAGGAUAAGGAAGAGAUAUCAUUGCCACUGUCAAACGAAGCUGCUGAGGCAUCAGAUUUGAUUGAUUCGACGGCAACAAAAAAUGAGGAUAGAAUGUUGCAAUAUUCUGAUGCUCCAAUUAUUGAAACUAGUGGUUCUGGAAGUGCUGAACUACCCAAAGAGCCUGCGAUUCCAGAAAGCUCAGAAAACCAGCCACUGUUGGGUGCGAUUCCUCCUCCACCAGUAGAGAGGACUUCUUGGAAUAGUUGCUGUGGCAUAUUUGAUGUUCUGAGAGGCACAGACAGAUAAGACCAGAGAGGGACGCUGGGGGCUUCAUAAUGGAAUUUAUUGAUGAAGUUUAUGGAGCAAGUCUGGGAAGGGAUGUCACUGCUUGAAGAUGAUUUUAAAUAAAAUUUGUUCCUUGUGAUAAUGUUGCCUUCAACUUUUCUUUGGAGUAAUAAUAGACAAGUGAGCUAAUUAAUUGAACACUGUUAGUAAGGUAGUUUCAUGGUUAAUUGGCAGCUUGAACUUGCUACCUUGGCAAAGUGCCUGUGCUUUAUGAUGGGCUUUGUUUUCUUGGACCAAUAUUCAUUUUAUUUUUUUAAGACAGACACUCAAUGUUCAUUAGUGUGCUUCUGUAAAGUGUUUGCUCCUUUUUGAUGAGACUAGUAAUGAAAUUCAUUUCUGU
This is a messenger RNA of Telopea speciosissima, 1318 nucleotides long. Its product is annotated as serrate RNA effector molecule homolog. The transcript has 3 exons. Bases 58 to 939 code for a protein of 293 amino acids. Lineage: Eukaryota; Viridiplantae; Streptophyta; Magnoliopsida; Proteales; Proteaceae. The record is from RefSeq and is a predicted model, not a curated record.